This is a messenger RNA of Uncinocarpus reesii 1704, 1047 nucleotides long. RefSeq lists its product as uncharacterized. Lineage: Eukaryota; Fungi; Ascomycota; Eurotiomycetes; Onygenales; Onygenaceae. The transcript has 4 exons. The record is from RefSeq and is a predicted model, not a curated record. The coding region runs from base 1 to 1047 and encodes 348 amino acids.
AUGUGGGCAGCAAGGCAGUGGCAUCGAGCGAUAGCCGGUUUUGCUCUGUUUUCACUCGGGGGCAGCACGAUAAGGGGAACCCAUGCAGCGGUGCCUGAUUAUGUGGUGAAAUAUGCUGAUGCCGGUCUCAACGCUUUAGCACCUUUGGUUUGGACACACAGCCAAGACCCGUACCAGCCGGCAGAUAUCGCCGCUCAGGUCGCGCACUCAAUACCGCAGGUCAAGUAUAAGCCCGUAGCGGGUGCACCAUCGCCAUUAACCCUGAAUAACUUGGAUCAAUUGAAUGCACUAGGUGGUAAAGAUAUCUUUUUGACAUCUUCGGAGGGUAUACGUGCGCUGCCAGAUUGGUUCAAGGGCGUGAGACCUAAUAGCGACGGUAAAACCGAAGGAGCCAUAAGCUCAACGAUUGUUGUUACGGAGCGUGAAGACGGGGUGGUCGAUGCCUUUUACUUUUAUUUCAACGCGUCCAAUCCUGAGAAAUGGCACAGGGAACAUAAUAUGAUCCGUUUCAAGAAUGGCCAGCCUCAGGCCAUCUGGUAUAGCCAGCAUGCCGGCGGGCGUGCGUUUGCAUGGGAUGCCGUGAACAAACGCGGACUGCGGCCUGUUGCGUUCAGCGCGAAUGGUAGUCAUGCCCUCUACACAACGGAAGGAACCCACGACCACACCAUCCCGGGAGUCAGCCUCCCAAUCGGACUUUUAACCGACAAGUGUAAUGAAGGCUUUCUGUGGGAUCCGACCUUGAGUACAUAUUCAUUCCGGUACGAUCGAGCCUCGCAGGAAUUCAGCGCAUACGAUGCAGACACUCCGGUCAACUGGCUCAAUUUCGACGGGCAGUGGGGCGAUGAGCAGCUCCCUGAUGACGCAGAAGGACAGGUUAUCUUGUUCGGGCAACGAAAGUAUGCGUCCGGGCCCAAUGGCCCCAAGUUCAAAGAGCUUGAUCGCAAAAAUGUUUGCCCGUCGAAGAUCGGACCUUGUUUUAUUCGACGAAGUUUGAAUCUGCAAGAAGAGGAGGAACAAGAGCUGAAGCGCGUGGUGGAGCUAUUGUAG